AUGUCGGCUCCCAACCCCAAGGCUUUCCCUCUGGCUGAUGCUACGCUCACCAACCAGAUCCUCGAUCUGAUCCAGCAGGCUUCGCACUACAAGCAGCUCAAGAAGGGUGCCAACGAGGCCACCAAGACGCUCAACCGUGGUAUUUGCGAGUUCAUCGUCAUGGCCGCCGACGUCGAGCCCAUCGAGAUCGUGCUCCACCUGCCCCUUCUGUGCGAGGACAAGAACGUGCCUUACGUCUUCGUUCCCUCCAAGACCGCUCUCGGCAGGGCUUGUGGUGUCUCGCGUCCCGUCGUCUCUGCCUCGGUCACUACGAACGAGGCUCGCGAGCUCCAGAGCCAGAUUCAGACCGUCAAGCUUGCUAUCGAGCGUCUCCUCAUCUAA
Messenger RNA from Pseudozyma hubeiensis SY62, 381 nucleotides. RefSeq names its product likely cytosolic ribosomal protein L8. Bases 1 to 381 code for a protein of 126 amino acids. NCBI's taxonomy places the organism in Eukaryota, Fungi, Basidiomycota, Ustilaginomycetes, Ustilaginales, Ustilaginaceae. The record is from RefSeq and is a predicted model, not a curated record. The transcript is spliced from 2 exons. Gene Ontology annotation, molecular function: RNA binding. Gene Ontology annotation, biological process: mRNA splicing, via spliceosome; maturation of SSU-rRNA; ribosome biogenesis. Gene Ontology annotation, cellular component: U4/U6 x U5 tri-snRNP complex; nucleolus; precatalytic spliceosome.